AAGAGGUUCCCAUAAGGGCCAAAGAGAGCUCGAAGGGGGCCCCAACAUGGGCCCAAGAGAGUCCGUAACCAUUUUUGCUCGGGCAAUCUUCCCCGAGACCGAUGUGCUCAAUCUUGCGCAGUGGUUUCAUUUACUUGUGCCCAGACGUCAGCAUCCCCUGCUUCGCUAUUAUCGCAGCUUCUGACUCCGCUAAAGAUCCCUCGACAUGGGGUCCUCGACGCGCGAGCGGUCUGCAUGCGCUACGCGGACACGAGCUGCUGCUUUCGCGGCAUCAUAUGUGGUUGUGUUUCUUGUUGGUUUAGUGCAAAAUCACCCCCCUAACAUAAUACAUGUCGCAUACUCCGAGUACUUCGGAGCGCAAAUGCCGCAAGAAGGAUCGUUGUGGGCAUCGCUGUCUUCUCCUUUUCCCAAGCCGCGUGGCCCCAAGGUGGCACACAGGAGCGCCACGUUUGAGGUAGAGGCCCUGGGGGAGUGGCGGACGUCCACGUUGAAUUCGUUCGGGGCAGGAUCAGGGGCAAAUUUAUGUGUUAGCAGCAAUGAAUCAUUAAAGGCUGACUGCUUAUCCAAGAACGCAGCCGUAUCUGCGAAACUUCGCGAAUCAGGGCCAUUGACAAGGACAGCCUCUGGCUACAAUUUUGGUGAUGUUGUGAUGAUACUGGACAACAGAAUUGUGUCUGUGAGUACGGUGUCCAUGGGCUACGAGAGAUUGUACCAGUCGGCCAGAUUGCGCUCUUGUCAGGUCUUCUUUGGGGUUUCCAACCAGCAGGACCCUGCCGAUGCAUUUGUGAUCAUGGACAUGCUCGGGAGGGUUCAGCCCGAUCUCGUUAUAGAGUUGGGCACAGCAGGUGGCGGCAGUGCGUUCUUCUAUGCUCGUAUCAUGCGCGAGUAUAACCCCAGCGCCAGGAUUCUCAUUCGAGAGACCCAGCAAGCGGACCUGGAGCAGUGCCGCUGAAACAAUGGAACGAUCAGGAGGUCGAUAUUCAUUGCCCACAUUGCAUGCACUCUACUGAAACAAGCGUUUGGGGCCCCAAUGGAUCCAUACGUUUUUUCCAUGGUUUUCCAGAUUCACCUGAGGCCAUCGCCAUUGCCACGGAGGCCGCGUCGCGCGCCAAUACUGUUAUGGUUAUUGAGGAUUCGGAUCACAUCUACGAUCACGUGAAGGCAAACCUUGAUGCCUACCAUCAUUUCGUGACGCCAGGGAGCUACUUCCUCGUGCAAGACACGCGCCUGGGAGGGCCGCACCAAGCACUGCGUAAUUUCCUUGAAAGCGCCAGCGGAGCUUGUUAUGACAUCGACAAGCGCUGGGAAUAUUUCAUAUAUUCGCAGCAUUUCGAUGGAUUUCUGAGGCGGAGGAACAACUGCACAACGUAAUCAGCAUUGAUAUUUGUGCGCCGAGCGUGGCAGGAAUGAGCCCGACCCUUCCCUGAGCAUCCGGAGCCCGUAGAAAACUAAGUUUUGGUCUUCGCCCUUAGUUUGUCUCUUAGUUUCGCCCGUAGAUCGGCCCUUAUAUUGGCUCCUAGAUUGGCCUUUAGUUUGAACCUUUGUUUUGUGAAUGUGCGUUCCUUCUCAAACACCUACAGCCACUCUUAUGUAUCACGCUACUCUUGUGUCUAUAUACAUGUUGUGCGUUUGACAGUCGAUUUAUCCGUAAGGGUUUCGCCCCACGCCGCCGGCCCCCUGUCUCGGAUAAUGGGA
Prorocentrum cordatum is the source of this 1695-nucleotide messenger RNA. NCBI's taxonomy places the organism in Eukaryota, Dinophyceae, Prorocentrales, Prorocentraceae. The record is from the annotation of a GenBank genome assembly.